GAGCCGUGAUUGGACUGUUCCCUCCUCUGCAGGCAGCUCGGAAACUUGAUAGCUCCGGCAGGGGCUGGGGAGUGGCUCUCUUUUCCCUCCCAGCGGCUAGCGGUGCUUAUAAACAGUCCACAGGUUGCUGCUCCCAGUGCCCAUCUCCUAGCCUUGAAACCUGAGGCAACACCAAGGCAAUCCUGGAUCCUGGGCUUUCAGACCUUGCACUCUGUUCCUUUCCUGUCCUGCAGGUCAGCCCCGUGAGACAUCAUCUCCAGCUCCUGGAUCCUAAUGGCAGCCGAGCCACUGACUGAGCUGGAGGCCGCCAUCGAGACAGUGGUCACCACUUUCUUCACCUUUGCAAGGCAGAAAGGCCGGAAGGGCAGCCUCAGCAUCAGUGAGUUUCAGGAGUUGGUCACCCAGCAGUUGCCUCACCUGCUCAAGGAUGUGGGCUCCCUAGAUGAUAAAAUGAAGAGCUUGGAUGUAAAUCAGGACUCGGAGUUCAAGUUCAAUGAAUACUGGAGACUGAUUGGCGAGCUGGCCAAGGAAAUCAAGAAGGAGAAGGUCCUGGAGAUCCGGAAGAAGUAAAGCGCCCACUGGCUGGGCAGAGCCGGGCUGAAUCCACAACCUCCAAAUAAAGCUUCCAUCUUGAAACAAA
Messenger RNA from Cavia porcellus (domestic guinea pig), 640 nucleotides. It is a transcript of the gene S100a13, whose product is annotated as S100 calcium binding protein A13. The transcript has 3 exons. Gene Ontology annotation, cellular component: perinuclear region of cytoplasm. Bases 274 to 570 code for a protein of 98 amino acids. The record is from RefSeq and is a predicted model, not a curated record. Gene Ontology annotation, biological process: positive regulation of cell population proliferation; positive regulation of canonical NF-kappaB signal transduction. Gene Ontology annotation, molecular function: RAGE receptor binding; calcium-dependent protein binding; calcium ion binding. Lineage: Eukaryota; Metazoa; Chordata; Mammalia; Rodentia; Caviidae.